Monascus purpureus is the source of this 2043-nucleotide messenger RNA. NCBI's taxonomy places the organism in Eukaryota, Fungi, Ascomycota, Eurotiomycetes, Eurotiales, Aspergillaceae. The record is from the annotation of a GenBank genome assembly.
CGCGGACAGCCCGUGGUUGUAUAUGGAUGCGCUAUAAACACCGAAGGACUCGCGCCGAAGUCGUCUUUCUUGUAGUUCUUCCUUUGCAGUUGCGCGCCUUUCUUUUAUCUUUUUGGCUUUUUUUCCCCAACUAUAUCUGAAUUUAUUCGCUGAACGCAUACUCUGCACACUCGUUUGGUCGUUUGGCCAUUCCCUUCGUUGAACAUACCAUCCCCGAGAUAUUGCCCGGCGUUCAGCUUCCCAGCAUGAUGGUAUAUCUGCUGCUCUUCUUGUCUGUUGUGAAUGUAAUUCCGGUGUCCUUUGCGAAAGAUGUCUACCAUGACUGGCAUAUAACUUGGGUGAAUGCUGCUCCAGAUCGACCUGGACAAGGGUGAUCGCCUUAUAAUUGACGUAUAUAAUGAUCUUGGAAACCAAUCUACGGGUAUCCACUGGCAUGGCCUCCACGAGUAUAUGACGGGGUAUAUGGAUGGCACUUCCGGGGUGACGCAGUGUCCAAUUCCCCCGGGGAGACAUAUGCGAUAUGAAGUCAAUGUCAACCAAGUCGGAACCUACUGGUAUCACUCCCAUAACAUGGGCCAGUACCCCGAUGGGCUCCGCGGCGCAAUUGUCGUCCACGACCCUGACACGCCCUUUGAAUACGACGAGGAGUACACCGUGACUCUGUCCGACUGGUACCACCGCCAGAUGGUCGACCUUCUCAACGAAUAUGAGUCUCCGCAGAACGAAAUCAACAACCGGGGGUUGGAACCACUCCCCGAUGCUGCCCUAAUCAACGACGCCAGCAACGUCACCUUCAAGGUCGAGCCCCUGAAAACCUACCUCUUCCGUAUCAUUGACCUGGGGAACUGGCCGGGCUUCGGAUUCGGAUUCAUCGGGCACAAUAUUACCGUGGUUGAGGUGGACGGUAUCUGGACAGACCCGUACGAGGUCCCCUAUGAUGAGUUCCUGCGCGUCGCAACUGGGCAGCGGAUGAGCGUCCUGGUCCAUACCCACGAGGAUACCAGCCAGAACUUUGCCUUCUGGACGACCAUGGACGUGAACAUGAUGUUCUUUAACGAGAAUCGCCCCAAGCCCGCCGGCUUCAACGAGAACGCGACUGCGUGGCUAGUCUAUGACGAGUCAAAACCACUUCCUGCAGCCCCCGUGUAUCAACCGGAAGAGCUAGUUUUCGUUGAUGAUUUGGCUCUUGUCCCGGCUGACCAUGAGCCUCUGCUGGAGCCAGUCAAUCACCGGAUCGUUAUGGAUUUCAACUCGGCGAACAUCGACGGGGUGCACCGCUGGGUCGUCAACAACAUCACCUACUUGACACCGGAAGUUCCCACGCUGUAUACCGCUCUGACGAUUGGAGAGCAGUAUAUAUUCAAUCAAGAGGUAUACGGACAGGUCAACCCUUACGUGCUCAAUUACGGCGAUGUGGUCGAGAUCAUUCUCAACGACUACGACAGCAACCUCCACCCGUGGCAUCUGCACGGGCAUCACUUCCAAGCCCUCCAACGGACAGAUCCCAACGGGGGAUACUUUGAUGGCUACUUCAGCAACAUCUCCAGCACGCCAAUCAAGCGAGAUACCUUGAUGGUUCAAAGCCACGGGCACUUUGUGAUUCGUUUCCGUGCCACCAAUCCUGGCAUUUGGCUGUUCCAUUGUCAUAUCGAGUUCCACGUCGAAUCUGGCAUGAUGACCACCAUCAUCGAAGCGCCGGACCACCUCCGUCGCAUGAAGAUCCCGUACGACCAUCUGGCCAUGUGCAACAGCUACCCGUUGCCCAGCAGAGGCAAUGCGGCGGGGAAUCAGGGUCUCAACCUGACUGGUCUGAAUACCGAAGUAGCGACAUCCGGUUAUGGAGCCUCCUAUGCCCCAACACCGGCACCGGCACCGGCACCUCGAGGAAUAGAGGUGCCGGUGUAGUCAACAUGGGUCGUCAUGAGAUUUUUGGGGUUUACGCAUGUCUUGGAUUGUUAUCGCCCUGAUGGGGCUGAGAGGAAUGGCUGCCUGUAGUCAGACUGCUGUUAUUUUCGGCUCGUUUAUGACAACGGAUCGUAAUAG